AUGUAUGACAACAUCUCUGAUUUCACAAGAUAUGAUGACGACCAUGACCCCGAACACGGUGAAGAAGAAGUUUUACAAACAUCCAUUAAGACAGGAAAGGUUUUAACUCAAAGUCUCAUUAUUGACAUCAAAGAUGGCGAAGUGGACGUUCUUCAAGAGCUGAAGAAAAAUACUUCUUCGGGAGGUGGAGGUAGGCAUGAACUUGAAAUAAAUGAGAUAGAAGAGAAAUUAGCCGAAAAAGCAGAUAAAAAACAUGUUCAUUAUAUAAGUUCAGACGAACAGAUUAUAACGGACUACCACGGAUAUUUAACACAGGAUGAAGAAGUGAAGACGAAAGAUGUUAAUGAAAGAAGAUAUAAAUACAUUCGUGCUAAAGGUUAUGACAUACGUUGUACUGUACAGUAUGACACAGGUAAAGCACAAGAAGCAUUUGGUUAUAAUGAUGAAAUUUAUGCCUCUAGUUUCUUUGUUAACGGUGUAUUAGUUGAACCAAGAUUUACUUUGAGAGUUAAGGCAAAAAUAACUUUUGAAGAUGCUAUUAAAAGUAAAGCUGACAAAGAUGAACUUGACGCAACGAACAAAGUUUUGAAAUCUCAUAAACACAAUAUCUCCGAUAUAAAUGAACUUCAAGCUACAUUAAAUAGUAAAGCUGACAAGAACCAUACACAUAAAUCCUUCACUACUGUUAGAGCAGACGACAUAAUAUUGAACUAUGAUUUGGGUUCAAGUGCACCUUUAGAGAAUCCGAGUACAAGCGUAAAAGAUACUCUUAACAAUUUAGAUAACAGUUGCAGGAAUAUCGAAGGUCAUGCCAGAAACUUUGAAGCAUAUGAACUACCAGCAAUGUUAGAUAAGAAAGCCGACAAAACUUAUGUAGAUGAAAAUUAUGCAAAGAAGUCGGAAGUAAAUGCUGCGCUUAAUGGAAAAGCCGACAAGAACCAUACACAUGAAGAAUUUCAAACAAUCAAGAUUAAAGAAAUUAAGGCAUGCAUCGAAAUAGUAACAAAAACGGGAAGAAACGGUGCAACUGUACAAGAACAAAGAAUUUAUCCUCCUACUUUUCCUAAUGGUUUAAUAACAAACAAUAUAAAUAUUGAAGAUGGCAAUAAAGUUAUAAACGUUAAACAUGAACUUCUAACAAUGAAGGCCCAGAUUCUUCAAACCAUAUAUCCUGUUGGUUCUAUUUAUACGUCAAUGAAUUCAACAAAUCCAGAAACAGUUUUAGGUUUUGGUACGUGGAAGCAGAUUGUAGAUAAAUUCUUAUACUGUGCUAGAUAUUCAAAGCAAACAGGAGGUUCGAAGAAAAUUAAAGAAGCAAACUUACCCCCACACACUCAUACAGGAACGACAAACUUUUCUGGCGACCAUAGCCACUCAUUAAGAGACCACCCAUUAUACAACUCAGACUAUGAAGCUGGCAAUGACGUUUUAUCUCCAUCUUAUAACAAUUCAGCAAAAAAGACUUUUCGACCAACUGAACCAGGAGGAAAUCAUGUCCAUACUUUCACAACAAAUCCAACAGGCUCGGGUGCAGAUUAUAUGCCACCAUUU
Messenger RNA from Trichomonas vaginalis G3, 1551 nucleotides. Its product is annotated as keratin-associated protein family. The annotation marks the transcript as partial. The transcript has a single exon. NCBI's taxonomy places the organism in Eukaryota, Parabasalia, Trichomonadida, Trichomonadidae. The record is from RefSeq and is a predicted model, not a curated record.